This is a messenger RNA of Perkinsus marinus ATCC 50983, 693 nucleotides long. RefSeq lists its product as hypothetical. NCBI's taxonomy places the organism in Eukaryota, Perkinsozoa, Perkinsida, Perkinsidae. Bases 1 to 693 code for a protein of 230 amino acids. The transcript is spliced from 8 exons. The record is from RefSeq and is a predicted model, not a curated record.
AUGGUUGUGGCUAUUGAGGAUCGUCUGAUCUCUCUAUUGGAGACUUCGUCGAUGGACAGGGCCACUUUCGUGCGUCUACUGUUGCUGCUCGCCUCGUCGAGUGAUGCCCCUGGGGUAAUGAGUGCCAAGCUGCGUGAGUGUUUGGAAGCAGAGGCAUUGACACAUAUAAGUUCCUAUUUAAAAUCAAGUGAUGAGGAGAGUAUGAUGAGCUUGGCCGCGUUGAUCAUUGGUUGCUCGCAAUUGUCGCUAUCGUCGCUGCAGUUGGCCACUACAGUGCAGGAGGUUACUGAUGAACGAGUUGAUGAUCUGAUGAAGAAGCUGGGAGACUUGGAAAAUAUAGCGAAUCUGCUCCUCAUACAAGCGACAACUCGGUCCUCGCACUUGGCAUUGACGGCUCAGCUGAUAUCGAAUCUAGAGACAGUACUUGCUAAGGAGGGCGAUGAAGGAGUACAGGAGGACGAGCCCGGCCAUAUGCUCACGGCGCUGUGGUCGCUAGUUGCCCUUGGGCAUGGACAGAACCUGGAUGCGGAAGGCCGGCUGCCAGAGCCACUGAGUUCGUUGUUGUUGAGGGCGACUAAGUGGCAGUGUCUCGAUGAUCCUAAAAUGGAACGUCAACUGCAGCAGAUAUCUCUAAACUUUGUACUGGAGCAUGGGGAGAAACCGGAGGUUGCCUCGCAGAUGGCGAAUCUGUAG